GUGGCCGCUCUGCGGUUCGUCUUGUGCUCGAUGGUGGAGUCGGAAGCCGUGUCGAAAACGGGACGCAGACAGCAGUGGACCAUCCAAAGUCACGAUAAUUUGGGAGUGUGGGUUUCGUGGUGUAUCAUUGGGGCCUUCAGUGUCGUAGCUCAGUUCAUGAUCUGAAAUGGAUUCUGGCUGGAGCCUCUCUGCCACCGUCUCCCCAAACCCGGGGGGAAGAAACUCAACGGGGCACCAACAGCAGGAAGCUGAAGAAGAAUCGCCCGCAGAAGCAGGAAGGGGAAAGAGACUCUUGUUGUUCCCAAAAAUGGGAAUAUCCAAAUUCCAAAACCACGGAGACCAGGGAUACAGAAGGAGAGACAGAUCAGAGAGCAACGAUCUGAAAUUCGAACAACAUUCCGAAAAGAAACGUUGCAGAAAAUUCGGAGCCAGUUUCAUCGACCAGUUCGGCAUUCGUCAGGAUCUGGGAAGCGAUUCCGACUCUGACAUCGAGGGAGAGGAAGAGACAGAGGAUGAUUUAAAAGAUGAUUUAGUAGGAGAGGAUUUAGAAGAAGACCACGAGCAACAGGACAGGGAAUCCCAAGAGGUCAGGCUUUUUCCGAACGACAGGAUCAGGAAUUCGAAGCUGUGGAAGAAAGACGAUGGGACGGAGACGCAAUUCCCCAACUUUGAGCGCAGGAUCAUAAUCCCGGGAACCGGGGUCAAGCUUUCCGAGCUGGGGUUGGAAUCGGAAGGUUCGGAAUCGGAGGAUUUGGGGGACCCCGAGGAUGUGGGGGAGCUGGAAUAUUUGGGGGAGGAGGAGGAGGAAGAGGAGGGGGUGAAGAGGGAGUUUGUAGGAGACGGUUCUAUCGACGAGUACGGUCAGCACGUCGGGUACAACAAACGCAAGACGGCAGACUACUUCUCCAGUCUGAUCGCUGGUAAAGGAGCUUUCUUUCCACGUAAACUUGUCAAAUCAAAUCGUAAUAAAAAAACUAAGCUUCACUUUCCUUCCACAUGUUCCACGAACAUCUCUGCUUUCGGGAGCAGCAAGCUCCAGAGCCGCGUGGCCAUCAAAAACCUGAAUAGUUUUCCCGGAGGCGAUGGGGCGGAGAGAGGGGAGGGAGAGACGUGUUUUAUAAACGAGUUCGGAAUGGCGCAUCCUGCAAAUCACCUUCAGACAAAGGGAGUGGGGAACGAUAUAGAGGGGGAAAGGGGUCAUGAUCCCUCGGCGGAGAGCUCAGAAGUAAAGGCACAUAAAAAUAAGAUGUCGCUGAUCUCCUCAGUCAAACCAAGCAGGAAACUACAGGGAGAGAGACUAACGUCUGACAGCUUCUCCAGCAGGGCUUUAAAAGUGGCCCCUAGAAGCUUGUCUGGAUAUCGGAACUCACAGGACUAUAAGCCCUCAGUGAAGUCAGAAAAUAAUGAAGAUGGCCAUAAUAAUACAGAAGAUUUAGAAAGGGACAAAAAGGACGGGAUGGAGAUAUCUGAGACUGUCAAAUUGGAAAGGCCGAAAUCUUGUUACAAAGUCAUCAAUAGGGAAUUUGUCAAGAUGGGGGAGGAGGAAGGAGAAGGAGGAGAGAAGGAUGACGAAGGAGAGGAAGGAGGUGGAAAGGAUUUGGAAGGACUGGAGGAAGAGAAGGAAUCGGUUUUCAUUAACGAGCUGGGUCUGGAGGAAAAGCGGGAGGAGGGUGGAGAGGGGGAUGAAGACUUUUCUGAAGGAGAAGAGGAGGAGGAGGAAGAGGAGGAGGAGGAGAUUUCAGAAUUUGACGAGGCUUUAGAAGAAGACGAUGAAGACGAGGAAGGAGAAGAGCCAGAAAAAAAACAAGACCGACUGAGAACCGAAAAAAAACUGAGAACCUCCGACCCUGAAACUGGAGCCUCUCCCGAGCAUCCCAGCAAAGAGGAGCUGUUCCACUGCUCCGUGUGCGAGCAGACCUUCCGCUUCAAGUCCGGUCUGAAGCGCCACUUUGCGCGGCACACGGUGGCCAAGCCCUUCCCCUGCCCGCGCUGCCCCAAGACCUUCAAGCACUCCUUUAACCUGUCCUCGCACCUGCGCACCCACUCCGGAGACAAGCCCUACGUCUGCCCGCUCUGCCAGAAGGGCUUCCGGGACUCCACCGGGCUGCUGCACCACCAGGUGGUGCACACUGGGGAGCGGGCACACCAGUGCCCCGUCUGCGAGAGCCGCUUCUCCCUGCGGAGCAACCUGCAGCGACACCUGCGACGCAUGCACAAGCUGGGGAAUGAGACCGAACCCUCACCGUCCUCGUCGGCAUCCAUCCCCACCUCGUCGCCGGUCCUCCUCAGCCUUCACUCCUGCGGAGACUGCCCCAAGACCUUUAGCACCACCAGCAACCUCAAAAAGCACCGCAGCCUGGCCCACGGGGAAGGGGAGGGGACGGGCCCCCCUGCCCCACCCCGCCCUCACCCCUGCGAUCUCUGCGGCAAGGCUUUCCGGCAGCGCUGGGAGCUGGAGCGCCACUUCAUGCUGCACACCGGCACACGCCCCCAUUCUUGCCACGAGUGCCCCAAGAGCUUCUCCACGAAGAGCGCCCUGGCGCGUCACGGCCUGACACACCGCAACGAGAGGCCCUUCCCCUGCGGGCGGUGCGGGAAGGCCUUCGGGAGUGCGCGCUACCUCAAGGCGCAUCUCGAGACGCACCGUGAGGGGACCCCCUACGAGUGCGACGUGUGCCACCGCCGCUACGGCCUGGCCUCCAGCCUGCGCAAGCACAAGAGGAGGCACCAGCGCGCCUCGCGGCUCGAGGAGGCCAUCGAGAGGGCUGGGGGGGCGGGUUCUGGGAGCCCCUACUGCUGCCCCGACUGCCGCCUUGCCUUUCCUGCGCCGGAGGAGCUCCGGGCGCACUCCUGCCCACGCCCCAAGAAACCAAAGGAGCCAGGCAGGGAGGUGUGCCUGUGCAGCGAGUGCGGGAAGACCUUCUCCAGCUCCUCCACACUGCGCCGGCACUUCACCAUCCACACGGGCGAGAAGCCCUUUCACUGUGCCUCCUGCCCCAAGCACUUCCGCACAGCCUGCCUGCUGCGCCUGCACAGCCGGGUGCACAGUGAGGCGCGCCCCUUCGCCUGCCCGCUCUGCGCCAAGACCUUCCGCUUUCAGGGGGCGCUACAGAGGCACCGGCUGGUCCACGAGCGUCGCCGGCAGGCCCCCGAGCCCGAGCCCGACCCACGCAAGAGGCAUGCCUGCCCCCAAUGCCCCAAACGGUUCCGCAGCCCCCGCGAGCUCCGGCGCCACCUGCUGGUGCACACAGGUGAGAAGCCCUACGAGUGUGAGCUCUGCGGGAAGUGCUUCAAGCAGGAGUCCUACCUAAAAUACCACCGCCUGCUGCACGCCGACGAGAAGCCCUUCCACUGCGGGCAGUGCGAGAAGAGCUUCAUCUCACCCUACCACCUGAGCAGGCACAUCAGAGACGUGCACAAGAUGAAGGCUUAGAGGGACUGGAGAGAGGAGAGAGGACGACUGGGGAGGUGCGGGCGGGGGAGAGGAGGAGAGAAGCGCUUCAUCUCCCCUGUCAUCUCACCAGGCACAUCAGAGACGUGCACAAGAUGAAGGCUUAGAGAGAGAGGGACGAGAAGGGCUUCAUCUCACCCUACCACUUGAGGAAGAGCAGGAGAAGGACUGGGGGAGGGAGAGGGGGAGGAGAGAAGAGCUUCAUAUUGAGAGAGGGAGUGGAGAGGAGAGAAGAGCUUCAUAUCGAGAGGGAGGAGGGGGAGAGGAGAGAAGAGCUUCAUAUCGAGAGGGAGGAGGGGGAGAGGAGAGAAGAGCUUCAUAUAGAGGGAGGGGACUGGAGAGGGGAGAAGAGCUUCAUA
This is a messenger RNA of Acipenser ruthenus (sterlet), 3810 nucleotides long. RefSeq names its product zinc finger protein 665-like. The transcript is spliced from 3 exons. The coding region runs from base 167 to 3433 and encodes 1088 amino acids. The record is from RefSeq and is a predicted model, not a curated record. NCBI's taxonomy places the organism in Eukaryota, Metazoa, Chordata, Actinopteri, Acipenseriformes, Acipenseridae.